Anguilla anguilla (European eel) is the source of this 1878-nucleotide messenger RNA. Its product is annotated as homeobox protein Hox-A7-like. The transcript has 2 exons. Gene Ontology annotation, biological process: regulation of transcription by RNA polymerase II; anterior/posterior pattern specification. The record is from RefSeq and is a predicted model, not a curated record. NCBI's taxonomy places the organism in Eukaryota, Metazoa, Chordata, Actinopteri, Anguilliformes, Anguillidae. Gene Ontology annotation, molecular function: DNA-binding transcription factor activity, RNA polymerase II-specific; RNA polymerase II cis-regulatory region sequence-specific DNA binding. Gene Ontology annotation, cellular component: nucleus. Bases 26 to 787 code for a protein of 253 amino acids.
GGGUAUGGCGUAAAUCUGGGGUGUAAUGCUGUCAUUCAUCACGCGCCUCGUAAAAACGACACUGAAGACUCUGGGCCAACAAAUCACUGGGAAAAAAAUUAUGAGUUCUUCUUAUUAUGUGAAUGGACUUUUUAGCAAGUGUACGACGGGCAGUUCUGCUUUUCAGAGCGCCGCAGACAGGGCGCCGUGCCCGGAGAGAGCCGCGUACAGACCGGGACCAACCGCCUUUCACCCGUCUCUGCCCGGACUUUACAGCGUCAGUAAUGCAGCCUACCAGAGUCAUCCUGUUUUCAGCCCCGGGUACAGAGCAGGCGCGGAUGCCUACGACCUGCCCUGCGGCUCUUUCGACCAGAACCUCCUCUGCAGUGACCUGCCCAGGGGCGUCUCCGGGGCGGUGGGAGCCGGCGACCUCGGCUCGCCCACGGACGAACAUCUCCGGCUAUAUCCGUGGAUGCGCUCUUCAGAUCCGGAGAGGAAGCGAGGUCGCCAGACGUACUCGCGGUACCAGACGCUCGAGCUGGAGAAGGAGUUCCACUUCAACCGGUACCUGACCCGCAGGAGGCGCAUCGAGAUAGCGCACGCGCUGUGCCUGACGGAGCGCCAGAUCAAGAUCUGGUUUCAGAACCGGAGGAUGAAGUGGAAGAAAGACCACAAGGCCGACGGUCCCGGUCCCGGUUCCGGUCCCGAUUCCGCCGUCGCCGCCUCUGCGGAUGAGAAGGAGAAGGAGAAGGACACAGAGUUAGACGCUCAGGCAGACGACAUCGUGGAUGCGCCUACGGUCAAAUAAGCUAUGCCCAUUCAUGUAAAAUGAGUCAUUUGGGUACUGGAUCUUACUUAAAAUAUGGAUCAGUUUAAUUACAAUUGUAAUUACAAUUUAAGUUCUGGUGAAGGAGUAUUCGCCCGCAAUCUUGUUAGCCUGAACUUUUGAAGCUCAUUGGAAACUCCCUUCAGUGUAGCACCGUCAUUGGGGCAUCAGUACGCUACCUAUUUAUAUUUUUAUUUAUAUAUUUUUAAAUACAGUAGUUAAAAACAUUUAAAAACCGCCAUAUAAAUUGUGUUACCCAACAUUCCUGGAACGAAAAUAAAAGAAGAAAAACACAAACUACCUAUCGGAGGAUUCGCUGUCAGCCCUAAUUCAUUUUAUCCAUAACUAUUUCUUCGAAUCUCGGAAUUAAGGCUGUGCGACGUCUCUUGUCGCGUGCACAAAACACUGGGAUUAGGGUUUUUAGUGAAAAUUGAAACACAUUCGUGGUAGAGCGAAACGAAUAAAAACAUAAAUAAAAACAAAAACUGCCAAACCCUACCUUGAAUUAUUUGCUGACAGUUGAGGCCAAACAAACUCUGACUCUUAGUGGCUCUCUGUUUUUUGUAAAGUGUCUUAAUCGUGAAAAUGGUCAGCAUGUAAAUUAUAGCAAAUAUUUUUAAUAAAAAAAGUCGCAAGUCGCUGUGUUCUGGCGUAUACGCAUGCUUAAUUACAUCCAAAUGUGUGAUGUGCAAGAAUCGGCCUACCUCACAUAUUUUUUUGUGAAAAUUAUGUUUAAAAAAUAACCUUCAAGUAAGAUGUAGGCAAACGUUGGUGUGUUUUACAAUGUGCACUGUAAGCUUGUUGUGUUUGUUAUGACGUUUCUCGGUAUUUAUUGUAUAUGUUUCAGAAGUGUGUGCUUCGCGCGUAUGUAUGUUUACUUGUAACAGGCAAAGAUGUUUGAUUUAAAUGUGAUAUUAUGAGCAUUAUAGGUGUGCGUUCAGUUUCCUUCGUAUUAGGGGCUUAUGUCUGAUUGUGUCUGUAAAAAUAGCCUAGUUCAAUCAAUCCGACAAUUUAUAUGGUAUUAUACGAUAUUUUGUAGUACAAGUGAACGAAUAAACACAUCCGAGCCAUUA